UGGUAGGCGCGCACGCGUUUGCCGCCAAAAUCAAGUAAAUUUACGCGCGUAUAGUUACUUGUGUCUGUGAAUUCGUGAUCUGUGCAAUACGGGAAUUAAAAAAAAACCAUUUGGUUGCACCAGAGCAUGCCCCGGACAUCACAAAAUUAAAAAAUAAACAAAACAAAGAUGGCGCCGCAAGAGCGAACUUCUUGUUGCGAAGACGAUUCCCGCCAAAACGAGCCCAUAGACAACCUGUCAAAUAUAGACCUAGGUUAUGUCAAUAAGGCGUUCACAAAUGACAGUUCGGAUACAGAUAAAAAAAAGAAAGAAGAAAAAGAAAAGAAAGUGAUAGAUUUCGACGAUUUAUUACCAUAUAUUGGCGAAUUUGGAUUAUACCAGAAGAUAUUAUUUUUGCUGAUGAUACCGUUUGCGUUUUUUGUGGCAUUCGUAUAUUUUUCACAAAUAUUUAUGACGAUUGUUCCUGAGCAGCAUUGGUGCUGGGUACCGGAGUUGGCGAAUCUCACUGUGGAAGAGAGGCGACAACUAGCAAUCCCCCCCAAAUCGAACGGCCCAUACCCCCACGACAGGUGUCACAUGUACACAACAAAUUGGACCCAGGCCCUGGCCCAGGGACGGACCACACCAGACGACGAAUGGCCCAUCGUCCCCUGUACUAGAUGGGAGUAUAAUAGAAGCGAUGUGCCGUAUGAAACUAUCGCUUCGCAGUUAGACUGGGUGUGCGAUAAAGACAACCUACCUGCUACAGCUCAAGCCAUCUUCUUUUGUGGGGCCAUCGUAGGGGGUCUUGUGUUUGGUUGGAUUGCUGAUAAAUAUGGUCGGAUACCGGCUUUGGUUGGUACGAACAUGAUGGGAUUCGCAGCAGGUGUGGGAACGGCGUUCACGAACAGUUUUUGGUCUUUUGCCUUGUGCAGGUUUUUGGUGGGAUUGGCCUUUGAUAACUGCUUCACUAUGAUGUAUAUUUUGGUCCUCGAAUACGUGGGUCCAAAAUGGCGGACAUUCGUAGCGAACAUGUCAAUAGCUAUAUUCUUUACAUUUGGAGCCUCAUUAUUACCCUGGCUCGCGUUGUGGGCAGCUGACUGGCGGAGAUACGCAAUUGGGAUAAGUCUGCCGUUUAUAUUUGCUGCUGCUACCCCUUGGGUUGUUCCGGAGAGCGCUAGAUGGCUCUUAUCACAAGGAAAAAUAGAUAAAGCUCUAGUUAUUAUGAAGAAGUUCGAGAGAAUUAACAAAAGGCAGAUACCGGACAAAGUUCUCAGUGAAUUUACGCAAGCAUCUCACAACGCACUAAAACAAACAGAGACACAACGAACUUAUUCCGUUCUUGACAUUUUCCGAACUCCCCGACUCAGAAAGAACGCCAUUUUAUUAAUCAUCAUCUGGAUGGCCAUUUCUUUGGUUUUCGACGGCCAUGUUAGAAAUGUUGGGUCUUUGGGGUUGGAUAUUUUCAUGACCUUCACUAUAGCGACUGCUACGGAGUUCCCGGCUGACACCUUUCUCACUAUAGUAUUGGAUCGAUGGGGCAGAAGAUGGUUGGCCUGUGGCUCCAUGGUCAUCAGCGGUUUUUUCAGUCUACUGGCAACUGCUGUGCCGAUCGGCGGUCCGUCCGCAGCCCUAGCGAUUCUCGGGCGCUUCGCAGUGAACGUGUCGUACAACAUAGGGCUCCAGUACGCGGCCGAACUGCUCCCCACUGUGGUGCGGGCGCAGGGCGUAGCCCUAAUCCAUAUUAUGGGCUAUGUCGCGAGUAUACUGGCGCCGUUUGUUGUUUAUCUUGCAAACAUAUCCCCAGAACUGCCACUCCUAAUCCUAGGAGUGCUCGGUAUAUUAGGAGGUGUGUUAUGUCUCCUACUGCCGGAGACGAUGGGGGCUGAGAUGCCGCAGACCCUCGCUGAUGGAGAGGCUUUCGGGGCUGAUCAAAGGUUCUGGGAUAAUCCGUGUUUUCCCAGGAAAAAAGAAGUCCACCAGCAAAGAAUAGAAGACACACAAGAGAAUUUCGUCCGGCCCCUCCCAGGGAUCGGUUCUAGGGCCUCCAUUAGAGCUUCUAUACGAUUAUCAUCUAGAUCCAAUAAGCGAAGAAAUGACAAUGUAUAACUAAACUAGACGAUAUAUAAAUAAUAUUUAUUUAUUUGGAAUUAUUGGAACUGAGGCGUGUUGGAUUAUAGACGAAAGAUUGAUUAUUUUUGAAAUGAAACUUCUUUAGGCGCGUUGAGAGUAAAACUUUUAGCGUCAUGAUAAUACCGUCAUGUCACGGAGUAAGGUAUCUUUGAAUCUUGCCAAAGAAGUUUCACUUCUGACAUGAGUGCUCGACACACACGCACUUUUUUUCUUGAAAUUGAAUAAGAUAUAUUAAGAAGAAAAAAUUCGAUCAAGAGGAUUCGAACCCGCGUCUUCCGUAUUGAUCGAUUUUUUCUAUUUUAAAAUUGUCUUUUAUAAAGUAGGUGCUAUAAAACUGAAUAUCAAAAGAAAGUGUAUAUUUUAACAAGUUAAAGCCAUCUUGAAUAGUCGAGUAACUCUUUUCUUAAAGUAUUAAAAAACAAUGAACCUAAAGUAUUACAACCUUUUUUUUUUCAUAAUCAGUUGUAUGUUAUUAAAAAAUUUAUUACCCACCUAACCAUUAAACAUUUUAUAUAUUCAACCAUUUUAUUAUUAAAAUAUGUAAAAACAAUCUUUUAUGUACUGUAUAUAUUUCGUUCAUUCUUAGUUCCAUAAUUGUAUGAAAAUUGCCUAACUUACCAUUUUUUGGUAAAUGAGAUUGUCUGUGAUAUUAUAAUUAUAUUUUUUGAAGUGAA
Molecule: messenger RNA, 2786 nt
Organism: Colias croceus (clouded yellow)
Lineage: Eukaryota; Metazoa; Arthropoda; Insecta; Lepidoptera; Pieridae
Product: organic cation transporter protein-like
Exons: 12
Coding region: 169-2088 (639 amino acids)
Biological process (GO): transmembrane transport
Cellular component (GO): membrane
Molecular function (GO): transmembrane transporter activity
Source: RefSeq, a predicted model, not a curated record